CUAAAAACGUUUGUCCCGCGGUACAAAACCAUACGUGUCAGUAUCGUCUGCUCUUCCGGAAUUGAGCAUUUGUAACAUUAACGUAGAUGUCAGCAAUCAAUGAUUCUACAUAUUUACGUUGCAUUAUUUUCUUUGCAAAAUAAUGUCGAGUGGGCAUCGGUUGUUUCCGAGUGCAAAUGCAGUGCAAAAAAAUGAACACAACACUGUCGUCGCUGUCAGUGUCAGUGUCAUUGAUGACUGCACUCCAACUGCGCAAAAAAAUGGCAACUUGGACUGGCUGACCAAUAAGAGCUUCCGAAGCGACAAUGCGAUCGCAAUCGCCAAGCAACAUCUGAGAACAGAGGACAGUGAAAGACAUCGGCAGCGACUUAGAAUCACUACUCCCCAUCCAACAACAUCCGAGAGCUCUGACUCGAGCUCUGACUCCAGCAGCUCUAGCAGCGACAGCUCAAGGUCUAGACAUUCUUACAGCAAACGGAGCAGAGAACACAGACACAAGCGAGGCUACAGAGCAGAGUCUAUUGAUAGGUACAGAAGAAAAAGUACAACAUCCGAGAGCUCUGACUCGAGCAGCUCUAGCAGCGGCAGUUCAAGGUCUAGACGUUCUUACAGCAAACGGAGCAGAAAACACAGACACAGGCGAGACGACAGAGCAGAGUCUAGUGAUAGGUACAGAAGAAAAAGAACAACAUCCAAGAGCUCUGACUCCAGCUCAGACUCGAGCAGCUCUAGCAGUGACAGUUCAAGGUCUAGACGUUCUUACAGCAAACGGAGCAGAAAACACAGACACAGGCGAGACGACGGAGCAGAGUCUAGUGAUAGGUACAGAAGAAAGAGAACAACAUCUGAGAGCUCUGACUCGAGCAGCUCUAGCAGCGACAGCUCAAGGUCUGGACAUGCUUACAGCAAACGGAGCAGAAAACACAGACACAAGCGAGACUACCGUGCAGAGUCUAGUGAUAGGUACAGAAGAAAAAGUACAACAUCUGAGAGCUCUGACUCGAGCAGCUCUAGCCGCAACAGCUCAAGGUCUAGACAUGCUUACGGCAAACGGAAGAGAAAAUACAGAAACAAGCGAGACUACAGAGCGGAGUCCAGUGAUAGACACGGGAGGAAAAGCCAUGGUCGUGACAGGCAUCACAGGGACAAGAAGAGAAAGAGGAGGGAACGUGAUUCAAGCUACUCCAGUGAUGAAAGCAACACUCGCAGAGAUCCCUUGAGAUCAGAGAAGAGGACGGCCGGUGUAGGUGAGGGCUUUCGCAUCGAUGUGAAAUCGGACAAGAACAACCUGUGCUUUGACAGUCUCCAUUUCACAGACACUGUCAUCUACCGUCGCGUCGGGCACUCCUGCCUUGGUUUGAACCGACGACGUCAGUCGGUGAUUUGGAAAGAAGCUUCAAAGGCAAAGAAAUACAAGACAGAAUCGAGUACACUGAGAUAUUUCACUCCAAAUAUUGUCGACUUAGAGAGUGAAAAUGUGGAAGAAGGUACUGUACUUGCAGACCGCAGUCGGGCAGACAUACCUCAAGAAAGGAAGCAGAGAACCAUUUCUUACAUCCCGAUAGAUGCCUCUGCCACCAACCUACCCAGGCCUGACUUUGAUCCUCUCGGUGUCUACGAUCCAUCCACCCAAGCCUACCUUGGAUCAGACCCCAAACCAAGCCACAUUAACACUGCAAAACCCCAGCACCAAUCAGCACCAACCAGCAAUAGACUCUCGGCAUUCACAAAGACCACCGCGUCCUACAACCGGCACUUGCACGACAAUCCCCAAGACAUUCCCAAGUGGCUGGAGUUCAUCCGCUUCCAAGACACCGCCGAGUUUGACACACUGGUUUCCACCAGCGACAUCAGUGGUUCAAACGCAAAGCAAAGCGGCCGAAAGAGGACAGCUAAGAUGAUUGCCGAGAAGAAGCUUGCCAUUCUGGAAAAGGCCCUCCUGAAAAACCCUGACAGCGUCCCCUUGCAACUUGAGCAGCUGGAGAUUGGUAAAGAAUUCUGGGACAUGUCGCAGCAGACAAGACAAUGGGAAAAGCUCCUGAAAUCAAACCCGGACAACAUCCCGUUAUGGAGGGAGUACCUCCUCUUCAAGCAGGCAUACUUCUCCGCGUUCUCUGUUUCCAAGGUUGCGGGACUGUACGGGAGGUGUUUUAGGAAGUUGGUUGCUAGACAGAAGGAUCUGGAUGGAUGCGAGGCUGUGGAAUUGGAGAAUCAAUUACUUGAUUUGUUUGUUAGCUUGUGUCAUUUCUGGCGGCAGGCCGGUCAUACAGAGAAAGCAGUGGCAGCCUACCAGGCCAUGAUAGAGCUCAACUGCUUCUGUCCUCAGCAAUUCCAGCAAGACACACACGCACAGGGCCAGAUUGCAUUUUUGGAGACGUUUUGGGAUAGCGCCGAGCCUCGAUUUGGAGAGAGAGGAGCCAAAGGUUGGGCCAGCUGGAUGCAGAAGAAGCAGAGAGGAGGCUGGGCACAAAUCCAAGAGCCUCAAUCUGACGAUCGAGCUCUAGAGGAAUCUUCCAACCCUUCCAUGAAUUCAUCCGACCAGCCUCUGUGGCAAGCCUGGAUGCGGGAAGAGGUCUUUAGAGAGCAGAGUCAUUUCGCUCCCUGGCGUCCUGACGAAGCCAAGGGUGAAACAGAAGAGGACUGUGAGGAUCCGGAGCGGAUGGUUCUCUUCGACGACAUCGGUCAAGCUCUCUUCAGGCUCAGUUCUCAGCAGAACCAGUUUCGUCUCGUCCUCUUCUUCCUGGACUUUCUUGGCGUAUCGGUUCCCAGAUGUUUGUUGGAGGGUCCUGGUGAAGUUGCCAACACGACAGGGAUUUACCUAGAGCAGCCAAGCCAGAUAUUGCCUCCCGUCUGUAAGCCGACUUUGACACUCUCAGGAGUUGCAGGUAAUUGUAGGACCCUGGAGCAGUUUGAGAGGAACGUGGACUCCGCUAAGAGGAGUCGCAUCAGAGAUACCAACACACAGAAUAAAGCUCUUGAAGACUUUGUGGAGGAAGUGUUCGUCCGAAUCAUACCAGUUUUUCCCGAGCAAGCACAGACCAAGCUUCUGUUGAUGAGGUUAGACUUCCACAUAAAAAAAGCUCUAAUGUCGACAGAUGAUAAGCGUGGGCAGAAGAAGCGACUUAAGGAUGCCAAGAGAUUUGCCAAGAAGCUACUUAGCCAGGAGGAGAAUCGUAACAACUUGGAUCUCUGGGCUGCCUUAGCAAGAUGGGAACACUCUCUGAAUAACACGGAUGAAGCUAAACGUGUGCUGCAAACAGCCCUGAUCUUUCUUGGGCAGCCUAAGACCGAAACAGACAGGCAUGCUGCCACAAGACUUGUGUGGACAUUCGCAGACAUGUUUGUCCAGUAUGACUCAACACCUGCGAGUUCUGUUGGAGCUGUUAAUGGAAGCAACACGGAGGUGCUGCAUUUACUGACUGCCGUUGCAGAGGGGGGAGUGUUCACUCCCCUCCAAGAGGUACCGGGACAAUGUGUGUCUGCAACAAGAAUCCUAAAAGCUAGGAGAAACUAUCAAGAGAUGAUGACACAAGCCUUGGCCUCUUACUCAAAGGAAUGUGAUGAAAACACUGAGCUCUCAGAGUGGUGUCGGCCUUCUGGAAGCUACAUCGUACAUCUCGCCAAGUGCUUUGCCAUCUUCCAGUACCUGACCGUGGGCAUGAAGGCAGCAUCAGUCGUCUAUGAGUCCAGCCUCUCGGCCCUCAAAAGAAGUGGUUCAAGAGGCUCCGACUUUACAAGUCCACGGCAGGUCCGAGUGGACCAGGAGUUACUGACAACAGCCCACGUCAGGCUCUUCUCGGCCCACGCAUACAGCAACCCCGGCCCGCUUGGAACCCUGAGGAACCUAAUCAAGACCUCCCUGGCGGAUUACCCAUCCAGCCCGGAGUUGCUGGAUGCUUUCAUCCACUCAGAAGCCAAGUCCCACAUUGCCGGGCGAGUCCGUCGGUAUUUUGAUCAGGUGACGAGACGAAGCAACCAUCCCAUCCAGUGGUUGUUUGCUAUCAGGGCAGAGCUGCUUAGGCAGGAAGCUGUACUUGCUGCUACUACUGCUGCAGAAGUCAAGGACCUACUAGCACAACAAAUUGGAGUGUCCUUGCCAGAGUCAGGGAUAAGCAACCGUAUCCGUGCCUUGUUUGACAGGGCGUGUGAGAGUCAGCACUCCCGCCACUGUGUACUGCUGUGGAGGAUGUACAUGCAAUUUGAGGUCCAGCAAGGCAACUUGAAACGAGCCGAGUCCAUAUUCUACAGCGCAUUGCAACACUGUCCAUGGGCUAAGGUCCUGUACAUGGAUGCGGUCAGAUACUUCCCCACCAAGUUGCAGGAUUGUCAGGAUCUGCUGAUGGAGAAAGAGCUUCGCAUCCGAGCACCCCUGGAGGAAGUGGAGCUCCUCAUCAAGACCUGAGCUCAAUUCCUUGGUGCUAAGCAGAAAAUGAUGCUUAGCAGAUGCAUGUGUUAAGCCAAAAUCAGAGGGCAACCAGUCACAAACAGUGUGCAUUGCAUAGCAUUUUGGCUGGUAACUUGUUUUUACCAAAUUUUUGAUUUUGCAAAAAAACAAGAUUUUUGAAAAAGACAAAAUAUAUCGGCCAAAGUUUAAGAUCAAGUCAAACACCACAAAUAUACUGACUCUUGAGAAUCAUUUGUACCAUAUUUGUAUGAUACUUCUCACCGUUACUUCAUAUUUUGCAACAAUAUGUUGAUAUUUGCAAAGAAGACAGACCAUGUACAACGACAGUUCAAGUUCAUUACACGGUGUGUAAAAAAGAAUGGGAACCACUGAUGACACCCCCGGAGAUUCAAGGAAAGCUUUACGAUUGAACCUGUCACCCGCCCCUGCGAAUAUAUGGUGGUGUACCCUAACGUGGCGCACUUCGACAACUCACUGGACAUCCGUUCAAAUUGCUUCAAAAUCCAAGAGCCGAUUCUGUUCAGACUUACACACGUUAGUGCCGGAUUGAACACCCUCCAGAAAAACUGUCAUUCAUUUUGGUUUAGUACAAAUGACAAAAAAAAUCAGAGAGUACGACAGAAUUGUCGAGAAGUUACUUACGCAAAACUGUCGAACUGUCCCCUAACGUGGUGCACGCCGCUGAUUGGCUGAAAUGGUUUGGUACCAUGCUACGGUGGCCUAUGACGAUCAUUUGCCCUAACGACAAUUUGCCGUGAAAAAAAGUUUCAUUUUAUUGCAUUUUAUGUUAUGCAGGAAACAAUAUGGAUCUUUAGGUGUUUACAAGUUUACAAACGGCUACAACAUUAAAAACAGUUGAAAAGUAAAGCAAAUCUCUUGAACCUCGAAAUCAGAAAAUAUAGCAAUGCAAAAAGACAUGACCCUUAAAUAAAAAA
Molecule: messenger RNA, 5340 nt
Organism: Patiria miniata (bat star)
Lineage: Eukaryota; Metazoa; Echinodermata; Asteroidea; Valvatida; Asterinidae
Gene: nrde2
Product: nuclear exosome regulator NRDE2-like
Exons: 9
Coding region: 143-4402 (1419 amino acids)
Biological process (GO): regulatory ncRNA-mediated post-transcriptional gene silencing; RNA processing; negative regulation of RNA catabolic process
Cellular component (GO): catalytic step 2 spliceosome
Molecular function (GO): protein binding
Source: RefSeq, a predicted model, not a curated record